Tarenaya hassleriana is the source of this 3460-nucleotide messenger RNA. Its product is annotated as nuclear pore complex protein NUP98A. Gene Ontology annotation, molecular function: structural constituent of nuclear pore. Gene Ontology annotation, cellular component: nuclear pore; nuclear pore cytoplasmic filaments. The transcript has 14 exons. The record is from RefSeq and is a predicted model, not a curated record. The coding region runs from base 213 to 3254 and encodes 1013 amino acids. Gene Ontology annotation, biological process: protein import into nucleus; RNA export from nucleus; post-transcriptional tethering of RNA polymerase II gene DNA at nuclear periphery. Lineage: Eukaryota; Viridiplantae; Streptophyta; Magnoliopsida; Brassicales; Cleomaceae.
UCAUCAUCAUACAUAGUCAAGAGGCGAAAAUCGAUUACUCUCCUUUUCUCUCCGUCUCCGGCGACAGUUCCUCUCAGAUCGACGUCCCCUGCAGCUCCUCCGGCUAGGGUUCUCCGCGUGCGGUAGGAAGCCGUGUGGCCUCGUUGCGUCCUAGUCUUCGAAGAAGCCCGGUUGUUUUGGCUGUUUCGAGGAGUUUGAAUCUAUAAGAAAAGAUGUUUGGUUCAACGAACCCUUUUGGGCAGUCAUCUAGUAGCCCGUUUGGGUCUCAGCCGGUGUUUGGGCAGACCAGUAAUGCAAGUAGUAAUCCCUUUGCUCCAAAGCCCUUUGGUACCUCUACUCCUUUUGCUGCACAGACAGGGGGUUCCAUGUUUGGAGGUACUUCGACCGGUGUGUUUGGUGCCCCUCAAUCUUCUUCUCCCUUUUCCUCCACCACCACUUUUGGAGCGUCUUCAUCCCCUGCAUUUGGAAGCUCAACUCCUGCAUUUGGCAGUUCAUCCUCACCUUUUGGUGGGUCAUCUGUUUUCGGCCAGAAGCCUGCUUUUGGCUUUUCAGCGCCUCAGUCAAGUCCUUUUGGAAGCACAACUCCACAAUCACAACCUGCAUUUGGUAGCGGUGUAUUUGGUGCAUCCACACCCUUUGGCGCAUCAAGCACACCUGCCUUUGGCGCUACGAGCACUCCUGCUUUCGGCGCCACGAGCACACCUGCCUUCGGGGCAUCAAGCACUCCGGCCUUCGGUGCAUCGAGUACUCCGGCCUUCGGUGCCACGAGCACACCUGCAUUUGGUGCCACGAGCACACCUGCAUUUGGUGGAACUGCAUUUGGUGGCAGUGCUUUUGGGGCUUCAAGCACUCCUGCCUUUGGUGCAUCAAGUACUCCUGCCUUUGGUGCUUCGAGCACUCCUGCCUUUGGGGCAUCAAGCACUCCUGCCUUCGGGGCGUCCAGUACUCCUGCCUUUGGGGCAUCAAGUACUCCAUCCUUUAGUUUCGGUUCUUCCCCAGCUUUUGGUCAAUCCACAUCUGCCUUUGGUAGCAGCCCAUUCGGUUCCACACCAUCUCCUUUUGGAGCCCAAAGUUCUCCUUUUGGUGCGCAGGCCUCAGUACCAACAUUUGGAGGUUCCAGUUUUGGUCAAACAGCUUUUGGGGGUCAACAAGGGGGUAGUAGGGUUGCUCCCUAUACACCUACAACUGAGGCUGAAACUGGCAGUGGUACUCAGCCUGCUGGAAAGCUAGAGUCUAUUUGUGCCAUGCCAGUAUAUAGAGAGAAAAGCCAUGAGGAGCUGAGGUGGGAAGAUUACCAGCGAGGAGAUAAAGGUGGGCCACCUCCUGCUGGUCAGUCUCCUGGAGGUACCGGAUUUGGUGUGGCAACUUCUCAGGCUAAUCCUUUCGCUCCUUCACCAGCGUUUGGACAGGCACCGGCAAACCCUUUUUCUAGCUCAACAUCUGCUAAUCCUUUUGCCCCCAAAACUCCAACAUUUGGCAGUUCAGGUUUUGGAAUGACUACCUCAACUUUUGGUUCCUCUCCUUUUGCUGCAACAUCAUCAUCCAACCUGUUUGGAUCAACCUCUUCUACUACCACAUCCCUAUUUGGAGCAUCCUCUGCUUUUGGAGCAAGUACGUCGUCGCCGUUAUUUGGUUCAUCGAGCACACCUGGAUUUGGUUCUUCUCCAUCAAUUUUUGGUUCAGCUCCUGCUCAGGGGACGACUCCAGCAUUUGGUAGUAGCCUAAGUUUUGCUUCCAGUCAAGCGCCUUCUCUGUUCAGCUCAACUCCUUCGGGUGGACAGACUGGAUCUGCUUUUGGACAGACUGGUUCUGCUUUUGGGACGUUUGGACAGAGUAGUGCUCCCGCAUUUGGCCAAACUAGCCUUUUCAGCACACCUUCUACUGGGUUUGGUAGCUUGUUUACAAGCUCUUCAUCCUUAACUACAUCUACCAGCUCUCCCUUUGGAGCAGCACCUUCUGCUGUGACGCCGUUUCAACCUGCUCAGCCAGUUCAGACAUCUAGUGUUUUUCCUUUCGGCAACUUUGGUCAAACCCAGCCUGCAAAUGCAGCUGGAGUUGGUGGUGGAUCAGGCAUUUUUGGGCAAGCCAACUUUGGGCAACCGUCUGCCUCACUGAGCUCUGUUGUUUUGCAACCAGUCCCUGUCACAAAUCCUUUCGGAACACUUCCUGCUAUGCCGCAGAUAUCAAUAGCUCAAGGUGGAACUGCUCCUACAAUUCAAUAUGGAAUCUCCAACAUGCCUGUGGUUGACAAACCUGCUCCUGUAAGAAUAUCAUCUCUCCUGACUUCUCGACAUCUUUUACAAAGGAGGGUUAGGUUACCCGCAAGGAAGUACCGUCCUGGUGAUGAUGGCCCAAAGGUUCCAUUUUUCAGUGAUGACGAGGAGACAUCCAAUACACCGAAGGCUGAUGCACUUUUCAUUCCAAGGGAAAACCCUAGAGCUCUAGUUAUACGCCCAGUUGAAAAAUGGUCUUCAAGAGAAAAAUCCGCUCCUCCAAAGGAUGGACCUGCUCCAGCACAUGAGAAUGGUAAGAGUUCUGAAGGAGUUACAGAUGCGGGGAAUCAUGAGAAUAAUGUUGGGGAAAAUGGCAAUGCUGGAGAAAGGGCUCAUCCAGUGAAACCAAAUCAGAAGCUGAAUGGCACACAUGCGGAUCAUGCCUCUGCGUCCGGCGGUGCAUACAAAACCCUAAGUGGACACAGGGCCGGGGAGGCAGCUAUAGUUUAUGAGCACGGGGCAGAUAUCGAGGCGCUGAUGCCAAAACUGAGGCGGUCAGAUUAUUACACAGAACCUCGUAUCCAAGAGCUGGCUGCAAAGGAAAGGGCAGAGCCAGGAUACUGCAAGCGUGUGAAGGAUUUCGUGGUGGGGAGGCACGGAUACGGAAGCAUCAAGUUUCUGGGAGAGACAGACGUGAGGAGGCUCGAUCUGGAGUCGCUGGUUCAGUUCAACAAUCGGGAAGUGAUUGUUUACAUGGACGAGAGCAAGAAACCGCCGGUGGGGCAGGGUCUGAACAAACCAGCCGAGGUAACUUUACUGAACAUAAAGUGUGUGGACAAGAAGACGGGGAAACAGUUCACGGAAGGGACGAAGGUGGAGAAGUACAAGGAGAUGUUGAAGCGGAAAGCCGAGGAGCAGGGAGCUGAGUUUGUGUCGUACGAUCCGGUGAAUGGUGAGUGGAAGUUCAGGGUCGAUCAUUUCAGUUGCUACAAGCUCGAAGAUGAUGAAGGUGAAGACGAAGACGGUGUCUGCUGCUGCUGACGAUGUUUUUGCAAAAUCUUGUGUUCUGUCUUUCCUUGAUUCCGUUGUGUGUUUUUUUGUGUCUUUUCAAGCCGUUUAGCACGUUUGGAAUUGUGCAGUUUUAGUGGUUACUGGAUCUGUUUGUCGCUGUCGAUGUGUGUGUGUGUGUUUUUUUGGGGUCUAUUUGUAUUUGGUUCUACACUUGCUAGUCAAUGGUGUUCAUUUAA